Messenger RNA from Caretta caretta (loggerhead turtle), 2464 nucleotides. RefSeq names its product C-type lectin domain family 12 member B. The record is from RefSeq and is a predicted model, not a curated record. Gene Ontology annotation, biological process: negative regulation of signaling receptor activity; natural killer cell inhibitory signaling pathway. Gene Ontology annotation, cellular component: external side of plasma membrane; plasma membrane. Gene Ontology annotation, molecular function: signaling receptor regulator activity; protein phosphatase binding. Lineage: Eukaryota; Metazoa; Chordata; Testudines; Cheloniidae.
CUAUAACUGUUUGAUUUGAAAUAUAAGCUUCCCUCUUCACCAGCUAUGACAGAGGAAAUAACAUAUGCGAAUCUGGAAUUUAAUAAAUCGUAUGCACUGGAAAAUGUCCCAAAGCCUGACGCUCCUGAGGAAAAAGCAUCACUUCUUUAAGGAAACAACAAUGUCUGCUGGAGUGAAUUCCUCUUGGAGAAAAUUACUGUUGGAUGCUUUCCCAGAGAAGAUUAACUCUCUUCUUACUUGGACAGAGGAAAUAUGGAUGUGAGUGGCAGUGUAAAUGGCGCCCCACUUCAUCCCCCACAUGGCGUCUGGCUGCCCUGACUUUCCUCACAUUGUGCUUGGCAUUGCUGGUAGGGCUAUUAGCCCUGGGGAUUGUGUUUUUUCAGGUUUCCAGUGACUUCCAGAAACAGAUUGGAAACCUCAAGCAAAACCAGGAAACUCUGCAAACAAGUUCCUCAAAAAGGCUGCAAGACAUGAAAGACAAUUUGUGUCUGAAAGGGGAAGAAAAAAAUAAGAAUAAUGGACCAAAUUGUACACUCUGCCCUGCAAACUGGCAAUGGAUGGGAGGUGACACCUGCUUCUACAUUUCAAGAGAGAAAAGGUCCUGGAAGCAGAGUCGAAAAUUCUGUUCCUUACAGAAUUCAACCCUUCUCAUGCUACAAGACAUGGAGAAGCUGAAUCAUGUACCUCCAAGACAGACUAGAGACUAUUACUGGUUUGGAUUAUCAUGUAAAUCUGAAAGGAACGGCUGGCAUUGGGAGGACGGCUCAGCUUUUUCAGCACAGAGAACUGAUUGGGACCGCGGAUGUGGAUACAAUCAAUGUGCAUCCCUAUAUGACAGGAAAAUGUAUAAAGAUGACUGCUCACAGGAGCACUUAUGGAUCUGUGAGAAAGCAGCUGUCCAGCUGAGAUAAAGAAACAUCACCAGAAGGAACACUGGCUCCAUCAGUAUGAUGGGACAUAUACUCAGUGUAUUUUGUUUUCUUGUGAGGUUUUUAUACUUUUUUUCAGAAUUUUCAGAGUGGGGAUUAAAAUCGGCGUUCUAUUAUAUGCUACACCAGAACUUCUUGUUUCUUUCCCUCCACACUAAGGUUCAGUUAUGAAAAUCAAGACAAUAACUGGAAAGAGUCUUAGGAAGUCACUUGCAAAAAUAAGCUACUGUCAGCAUCAAAAUACCACUGCCAUGCACCAGAGAGAACACAAAAUCCAUCAGUGCAGUUCUGAAAUGUGUAACAGACGCCAGAUUGAAACUGGGAACUUCAGGCAUAGCAUGGAACCGGAGAAACUGGAGAUAAAAUGGGUUGGGUUAUAUCUUGUGACCAGGACCCUGGGGCAUAAUUCUUCUGAAUAGGAGAUCCACCAGAGCUUUUUCUAGCUUUAAAUAUUGUAAUUGAAGUGAUGAGGCUUGUCUCUUUGAGAGACAAUUCUAAAAUAUCACAGAUCUCAAUUUUACAAAAAAGUUAAAAAUAAAUCCUGAGUUCCAACUUGAAAUAAUUUUUUUCUAAAUUUCAUCACACUUCAGUUAUUUCCCUCAGACAACCAUAAACUAAAGGCUUGCCUACACUACAAAAUUAAGUCAACUUAAGUGAAGUCAAUGUACAGCCAACACAGUAAUUAAAGUGGUGGGUUCACGUCCACACUAUGUCCCAUCUGUCGGUGGGACAUGCCCUGACUAGGAGUGGUUCCACUGACUGAGGUAGGGGAUUGUGGGACACUGACAGCUGCAGUUCAGCAGCCCUGGGGCUGACAGCCUCAACUGUCAGCCUCUCCCCCCCCCUCUCGCCCCCCGCUCCAGUGCUGACAGCCCAAGCUGUCAGCCAGGGGCCAGGCUCACAGCUGGAGCCCUCCCCCUGGCCCGGGUGCUGACAGCUCCAGCUAGUGCCUGGUGACAGCUCGGGCUGUCAGCACCAGGGUGGGGGGAGCUUCAGCUGUCAGCCCUACUCAGGGCUGACAGACAACAGGUGAUGUAAAUAACUCAGUGUCUACAUGGACACUGCGCUGCUCUAACGACACCGACCUAAGCACAACACCUCUAUUGAGGUGGAGUUAUUGUUAUAAAAAAGUGCUUAUAUGCUAUUUUAUAUGAAUGUUCAAUAAGUUUGUUCUUAUAACUUAGCAUAAGUUACUAACUUAGCAUAAGUGAUUAAAGUAGUUGAAGCCUAAGGCCGAGGUCAAGAUGACCUGAGAGGAAUGCUGAAGAAGCAGCUACAAAACCAGGAGAGACUGCCUGUUAUCAUCGAAGAUAAAAUAGAAUGCAAGGAGUAGGACUGACUGUCUCCUGGAGCAAAUCCGGCACCUGGCAACGGACUGUCCACUCAGCAACAGAACUGUCCAAUGGAAAAGAGCAGAGACCCCUACUCAAAUUGGGGGGCUGGACUUUGGACAUGGGCGAGGGCGGUGUUACCAACUGUAAAGGGUAUAAUUGCUUGCAAUUUCUGAGGGGCGGGGUCCCUCUCCUGAGGCACCC